GCAACUUGCAACUUGCAACUUGUUCGCGAUGCAGCACCCAAAGACGUUGGCGCUGCUGGGCGCCGUGUGCUCACUGACAGUGGCUGCUGCUGGCAGCGUGCCGCGCGGAGUUGGACCCGAGUUCAUCUCCCAUUACCAGAACAAGGAGGUGUUUGCCUGCAUCGCCAACCCCUCCAUCACCAUUAGCCCGGACCGCGUCAAUGACAACACCUGCGAUUGCCCAGACGGCUCCGAUGAGCCUGGCACUGCUGCGUGUGCCUUCAUCGACCCUCGCUCUCCCGAGCAGCCCCUGAUCGGCAGCCCUUCUGGGACUACAAAUGCCACUCGCUCCCUGCCUGGAUUCUGGUGUAACAACAAGGGUCACAUCGGGGGCUACAUUCCUUUCACCUUCGUCAAUGAUGGCAUCUGUGACUACGAUGUCUGCUGCGAUGGGUCAGAUGAAAAUGGAAGUGUCAACGGUGUCAAGUGCGAAAACCGCUGUGCGGCCAUGGGCAAAGAGUACCGCAGACUGGCAGAAGAGAGGAAGAAGAGCGUUGCAAAGGCCAACAUCAAAAAGCGAGAAAUGAUCAAAGAGGCAGCGGAACUUCGUCAACGUGCGGAAGCUCGCAUUGCAGCUCUGGAGAAGGACGUCAAGGAUCUCGAGGCCAAGAAGGAAGACUUGCAGCGCAAGUACGCUCAAGUCCAAAACGAAGAAGCAGGUAAGAUUGUGAAGAGUAAAGGCGGUCGCGGUGGUAAACUCGGCAUCCUCCUUGGUCUCGCCAAGGACAGAGUUGAAGAGUUGCGAGAGGCUCUCAGACUGGUCACGGAGGACCGCGAAAUCAUGCGUAGCAAGAAGAACGAGCUCGAGGCUAUUCUCAUGCAGUUUAAGCAAGACCAUGACCCCAACUCCAACGAUGAGGGAGUCAAGGCUGCCAUCAAGUCUUUUGAAGAUUGGGCAGCCCGCGAAGCCUCCGCCGACCAGUCUGAGUUCCUCGAGUCCGAUGUCAACGAGAUCCUCAAAGAGGACGACGAGACCAACGGAGUGAACUGGAAAGCAUUCGAAGAACAGCAAGAUGACACGGACAUCCUCUACGACUUUGACGCUUACAUCCCUCCCUUCAUCCGCGAUGUGCUUCACGACAAAAUCAGGAUUGUUCGUCAAUGGCUGAUUUCCAACGGCAUGAUGGCCGAUCCUGCCACUGAUGGUUCGGAGUCGAGUGUUGUCAAGGCUGCUCGGGAGGCGGCCGAAACAGCCGAGCAGGAGCUCGGUCACAAGACCAGGGAGCUUGACCAAGAGAGGUCCGACAUCCAGAAGGAUUAUGGGCCAUCUGACAUUUUCCGCGCUCUCCAGGGCAAGUGUGCUGAGAUUGAUGCGGGCGAGUAUACGUACGAGCUCUGCUGGCUCGAUAAGACGCUCCAAAAAUCCAAGAAGGGACAUGCCCACUCCAACAUGGGCAACUAUGAGCGAACCGAGAUUGCGAUUGCAGACGAGGAAGAGAGGGUGGACGGUAGGUCACUGGGCAGCGGUCCCAGAAUGGUGAUGCGAUAUGAGAACGGGCAGACAUGCUGGAACGGCCCUCAGAGACGAACCGACGUCUGGCUCGGAUGCGCGGAAAAGGAAGAGAUCUGGCGGGUUAGCGAGGCCGAGAAGUGCGUCUACAAAUUGGAGGUGGGAACGCCGGUAGCCUGCGAGGACGAAGAUGUCAAGAAGCCCGAUGAAAAGGAUGAACUGUAAAGCGGCACGCGCUUGGCCGUUGUAGAGCCACGACACACGGCCCAAACACUGUAAGGCAUGGAGCAGUUGCCAUGACACGUCGUUUGCGAGCGGGCAACAGCCAUUACGGAGUACGGAAUUAGAAGAAAACGUUUACACCAAAGAUCAAAUGAUAAUCGGAAUGAUGAUGACGACGAAGAUGACUCUUGUCCUUG
Trichoderma virens Gv29-8 is the source of this 1908-nucleotide messenger RNA. RefSeq lists its product as uncharacterized. The transcript is spliced from 3 exons. Lineage: Eukaryota; Fungi; Ascomycota; Sordariomycetes; Hypocreales; Hypocreaceae. The record is from RefSeq and is a predicted model, not a curated record. Gene Ontology annotation, biological process: N-glycan processing. Gene Ontology annotation, cellular component: glucosidase II complex. Bases 29 to 1714 code for a protein of 561 amino acids.